CUCAUCAUGAACUUCAGGCUUGUCCUGCUUCUAAACGCUGGUCUCCAUCAUAGUAAGCUUAGAGGCAUGCAGAGGCUUUUACAAUAUAUUGUAGGCCUGUGAUCUAAUUUGCUCGCGCCGGGUGGAGGGACGUGUGAGUAACAGGUCGUAUCCGAAGUCUCAGGGUCCCGCAAACUAUAAUUGAAUGAACGCCGUCUCGGGCUUCACUUUUCCUCCAACAUUCAAAAAUUUUCUUUCUCAUGUCAUCCUCUUCCUCUCAAUAUCUUCGUUAAGCGCCUGCUAUGGAUCCAUCUGGUGCUUCUGAGGGCGUGUGCGCUGUCCCCGUUGAGGAUGUUGCUCACAAUAUCACCAACUCGGAGUUGGAUCAGCUACUAGCGGAGCUCGAAAAGACAAGACAUGGAUGGCGACGUAUUGUCACGAAUUUCACGCCUGCGUGGUUUUCCGUCACGAUGGGCACAGGAAUUGCGUCCAUCUUGCUGUAUGGGCUUCCUUAUAAUGGAGAUUGGCUUUACUGGCUUUCCGUUAUUAUUUUUGCACUUAACGUUUUCCUAUUCGUGCUGUUCACGGUCAUUUCGAUUAUAAGAUACACUCUCUACCCAGGCAUAUGGUCCGCAAUGAUCAGGCAUCCGGUCCAGUCAUUAUUUUUAGGAACAUUCCCUAUGGGCCUAGCUACAAUAAUCAACAUGAUGUGCAAGGUUUGCGUUCCUGCUUGGGGUUCUUGGGUUGCAACAUUCGCAUGGACGCUCUGGUGGAUUGAUGUCGUUGCGGCUUUGGCUACAAACUUAUACAUGCCGUUUAUCAUUAUGUACAAACACGAGACACAAUUAUCCAAAAUGACUGCGGCUUGGCUGCUGCCAAUCGUGGCGACCAUCGUCUCCUCGGCAACAGGAGGCGUUCUUGCGACGGUUCUGCCUAACCCCCAACAUGCGCUAUGGACCGUAAUUAUCAGCUACAUCCUGUGGGGCUGUGGUGUUCCUCUCGCCAUGUUCACUCUCGUGAUGUACUUCCAUAGGUUGACGAUGCACGCACUUCCACCCCGAGAAGUCAUUGUCUCAGUAUUCCUCCCUCUAGGCCCUCUCGGCCAAGGAGCUUUUGCCAUCAUGCAGCUCGGCAAGGACGCCUUACGAAUCAUACCGGAAACAGGGAACGUUCCUCUCGCUCCCAUGGCUGGCCAAAUUGCAUACGUUGGAGGGCUGCUGCUCGGCUUGAUUAUGUGGGGCUUUGGCCUCGUUUGGCUCUUCUUUGCAGUGGCUUCCAUCUCAAGAUCCAAAUUUCCCUUCAAUAUUGGAUGGUGGGGUUUCACUUUCCCUCUUGGCGUGUAUUCUGUUGCCACGACGACUCUUGCACUCGAACUACCUUCAUUGGUCUUUAAAGUGCUGGGGACCAUCUUUUCGGUUGCGGUUGUCCUGCUGUGGAUGGUAGUUGCUACCGGCACUGCGAUGAAAGCUUGGACAGGAGAACUUUUCUUCGCGCCCUGCUUGGACGAUUGGAAGAGGAGACUGGAGGAAAAGCGUAGCAACACUUUGCAUGUGUAGAAGAGCAAACCUGAAACGUCUUGGCUCCGAUUGGGGAUCACUGAAUGCUGCAGUUCUAGCGAAGCAUGUAUAAUACAUAGCACGUUAAUCGAUUAUACUUCAUGGCACAUUUUGCUGCCUAUAGAGCCGAAAUAAAAUCAGCUUAGUUUGGAACACAGUGAAGUGAUCAAGCGGC
This is a messenger RNA of Verruconis gallopava, 1710 nucleotides long. RefSeq lists its product as uncharacterized. The transcript has 3 exons. The record is from RefSeq and is a predicted model, not a curated record. Gene Ontology annotation, molecular function: sulfite transmembrane transporter activity. Gene Ontology annotation, biological process: sulfite transmembrane transport; transmembrane transport. Bases 282 to 1535 code for a protein of 417 amino acids. Gene Ontology annotation, cellular component: plasma membrane. Lineage: Eukaryota; Fungi; Ascomycota; Dothideomycetes; Venturiales; Sympoventuriaceae.